AAUCAAUUUCAAUUUGAUAAAUGAUACCUUAAGUGUUGUUCCAAUUGAUAAUACAUUUUCGUAGAAUAUUAUUGUUGUUACAAACUCUUAGGGUCGUUCUAGUACAAUAGUAACAAUAGUCGUUAUUAUUUUGAUUAUCUGAUUUUGUUUUAUAUUAUGUAGUGUGUACUAUUUAGUCUUCUAUCAUAGAAUAAUAAUUGGUUUAUAAGGGGUUGAUGUGUUUACAGACUAUUGUACCUAUUACCUAUAAUACGAAUGUUUUUUAUUUUUAUUCAGUUAUGAUAUAUUUGUUGCUAAGAUGUAUGAAACUGAAUAUUUGACGUUGAAUAUCACAUUUAACAGUAUUGAAAAACAUUUUAUUUAAUCAUUUAUUAAAUAUUAAUUGAUAAUAAAUAUUAAUUAAUUAAUAUUUGUUUAUUAUGGCAAGCAAAAAAACAAAUUCUACAAAUAAUAUGCAAAUCACUUCAACUUUGGAUCAUGAAGAUAACUUGCGUAAAAAAACAUGUAUAACACCUGAAGAUAUAUUUAGAUUACCAAGCAUAACUAAUGGAUAUCUUUGUUCUCCUGAAGCUAAUAUUUAUAAAAUAGACUUUAUACGUUUUAAAAUACGAGAUCUUGAUUCUGGAAUGGUUUUAUUUGAAAUAGCAAAGCCAGAUAGUUUUGAUGAAAACCCAGUUGAGCAAAAAGAUGAAAUAGAUUUAAACAGUGGUCGUUUUGUUCGUUAUCAAUUUACUCCAAAAUUUCUAGAGUUGAAAUUAGUUGGUGCAACUGUUGAGUUUAGAGUUGGUAACAAGCCGGUAUCUAAGUUUCGUAUGAUUGAACGCCAUUAUUUUCGGAACAAAUUAUUAAAAAUUUUUGACUUUGAUUUUGGUUUUUGUAUACCAUAUAGCAAAAAUACAUGUGAACAUAUCUACAUGUUUCCAAAACUAGAACCAGAAUUAAUUCAAGAAAUGAUAAAUAAUCCAUUUGAAACAAAAUCAGAUAGCUUUUAUUUUGUGAACAAUCAACUUAUAAUGCAUAAUAAAGCUGAGUAUGCUUAUAACGGUGGAACUUAAUACACUGCAUUCUACAUAGCAAGUAGUAAAAUAUUUUUAAAAUCACUGGCAUUCAUUGUAUAGAAUAAUAUGUGUUUGUAUUUUACACUUCUCAUUUUAUGUGAUAAUGAUUUAAUAUUUAUAAAUUUUCUAGUACUUAUUAUAAACUUUAUAUAUGUGUUUCUAAAUUGUUAAAAAAUUAUAAUAAGUUGUGAUAUUUUUUUUAAUAAUGUAUUAGUUUAAUUUAUAGCACAAUUAUAAGACACAUUUUACAUAAAUUAAUAAUUUAGUGUUAAGGGUUCCUUUCUUAAUUGACUUUUGUUGUGGUUGUGUGAAAUUAAAUGCAAAAAAAUUGUUGUACUUAAAUAUUGCACUAAUGAAAAUUUAUUGUUGAUAAAUAUUCUUCCUAUUAUUUAUGAAGUACAUUUUUUUCAGAAAAUGGUAUUUAAUACCAUUAUUCACUCAGUCUUUCAUUUAAUAAUCAAACUACACAAGCCUUCAUUUUAAUAUUUAGAAACCAGUGCUAUAAAUUGCACUUUACAAAUAUGUAAAAGUUACCCAUUUAAUUCUUAUUUAAUCUAAACUAUGUUUGAAUAUCAUUCUUCUAUGUUGUUAGACUUCUUCAUUUCACUUAAAUUAUGUAGUGAAGGCAUAAUUAUGACUUAUGUACUGGGGUGAUUUCAAAGGGGCUAUUGUGUGUCACGGCCCCCAAAAGUUUAUAUACGUUAUUCUAUGUUAAUUUUUGAAUAUAUAAUGGACACUAGGGUGGCCCUCAAAAAUCGAAUGUCCUUUUUUUUUUUACGCUACCCCUUAGUUUUUUUUUUAAUGGUCAAAAAAAUGAGCUGUGCAAAAUUUGGGACCGAUCUGUUAAGGUUAAUCCGUGUCCUCGGUCCUAUUAAGUUAAUAAUAAAUCUAAUAUAAUUAUUGUACUUGACAUAAAAAAUUAAACUUCUAGAAUCUUUUUUUAGACGAAUA
Messenger RNA from Daktulosphaira vitifoliae (grape phylloxera), 2009 nucleotides. It is a transcript of the gene unc-119, whose product is annotated as protein unc-119 homolog A. The record is from RefSeq and is a predicted model, not a curated record. Bases 420 to 1055 code for a protein of 211 amino acids. Gene Ontology annotation, molecular function: lipid binding. Lineage: Eukaryota; Metazoa; Arthropoda; Insecta; Hemiptera; Phylloxeridae. Gene Ontology annotation, biological process: cilium assembly; lipoprotein transport; nervous system development. Gene Ontology annotation, cellular component: cilium. The transcript is spliced from 7 exons.